AUGGGAAGCAGAGACGACAACAACGCCCAAGACCACAAAAAUAUUCCCAUGUCACCUCUGCCGCCAUACCAGCGUGCUGAGAUGUGGGACAUCACAGAAGACGACUUCUGGCGCAAGAAUGCCGUCCAACGCCAGGAACAGUAUGCCCAAGCCUCCCAGCGUUGGAACCACAGGAGACAGUCUAUCAUGGCACGCAUCCGAUGCCUUGAAGCCGAAGCUCGUCAGUUGAGAGAGAAAGAAGACAAGCUUAGCCGAGAGCUCAUGGCUGUCCGCAGCCAGGCCGCUAUUGUCAAUGAGACGUUCAGCCACGAAUCACAACUUUUAAGCAACAUCGAUGUUCAACAUAACAUGGAGAAGCAAGAUCUGUUCAAAAAGCACGAAAAGAUUGAGCACAGGAUGCACGACUGGUUUAAGCGGUGCAGAAACCAGGACGGUGUCCACGAACGACAAUGGGCUCUGCCUGAGCUGAUCGACAAACGGCCGCCGGAGAGACAACUGAAGCUUCCACCACUGGCCAAUUUGGAUCUACUCCGACAACAAACAAAGCACGACGAUAGGAUUGUUGCUAUUAUUGAUGCCGACGGUACGAUAUUAGAUAAGCUCCAAUAUCUUGGACUGUCGAACGAACGCACAGCAACCAUAUCCGCCCGAGCUGUGCUGCAGCCGAUCAAGCUACGCGAGGCCCAACGUUUUCACGAAGCCACAAAGCCAAGUAUCUACAGCAUCGCAGAUGGCAAAGGCACUGGUUGGAUAUCUUGCAUGAUACAGGCUACCGGCAGUCUCCAGAAGAGAAAGUGCCAGGGUUGCGCUAACAGCGAAAGCCCGUUCGAGGGCUGUAUUGCUGUUGGAGGUCGUCUAUUCCCCAAGUGCGGCAACUAUGUAUCUGUGUCAGGGUUCAAGGCUGUGAAUCAGGCUUCAAUCUAUCGAAGAGGCUCAAAAGCCUCGGUUUCUAGCUGCCCGACUUCACGACAAAUGACGCCCCUGACGUUCCGGCAGCUGGAGUUUGCCACACCAAGCUCAUGCGACAUAACGAAAGAAAAUCUUGUCCUACGCCAUAACGGCAGCUUUUAUACCUAUCCCGCGUGCAUCGAGGGCGUGCCAGUGGACAAGAUUACCCCAAAUCAUCCAUACUGGGAGCCUAAGUGGCCCGAUCUGCGGACUUUGGUGGAACCUGUCUUACGCUCAUGGGAAGAAAAGUAUCAGUCAGCCGAGGAAGCCAGCAGACGGGGCGAGGCUGUUGGCAGCGUUAAAUAUCAAUACGGCCGCCAAGUCAAUCGCGGAAACAGAAUCCUGAAGUUUUUGGAGCAAGGGGCCAUUAGCCCGUAUCAGCUCCUCAGCAAGCGGUUUAUGAGCGUCGGUAAAGGUAGCAUUACAUCCUAUGACACGCUAUUCCGACUUUGCGAGACGAUUGAGGCACUGGCCAACUACAAGACAGACGUCGAGCCCGUCGAUUGGUUGCGUCAGCGUCUGCAUGAGCUGAUCGAAGCUCAGGGUACCGGCUUUAACUUUUCAAAGACGAUUCACGACUUUUAUAACGAUCCAAAGCUGGCAGCACUGCGUCAAAAGUCGGGGUUCAAGAGUAUCGGAAGGCCUUCCGGUAUUAAGAUGCCGAGGCGAAGGGCUGGAAGCGUGGAUGAAGCUCCCUUACCCCCCCGCCCUUGCAAGCGCAAGAGCCCUCACUCAUACGGAGCGCCGAGCCCACCAACCGAUUCGAUUGGUGAGCCGUCUGCAGCUGAUGCGGAUGGGGAAGAAGGCCCUGACGGAAAAAAGCAAAAAGCAGCUGCCAGAGUCUUGGACAGCCUGGAGACGGGCGAUGUGUCCGAUGCCGAUUCGUGGAGCGGUGCGCCGAUUGCCGAGUACGACUUUCGCAUCUAUCAGAUAAAGACGCGGCUUUUUACCAGCUCGGAAGAGGUGACACAAUACUGGGGAUGGGUUGCGGAACACAGCACGUUUGAGCACCAAGUUCUCGAAGAGACUAACCCGGUGGUUUGGGGCGUGCAUCGGGAACCGAUCGACUUUAGUCUGCGGCUCGAGGAUGUGGUCAAGAUCUCGUGGAAUCUCAAGGCGUUGCGGGUCUACUUGGUGAUGAGCGAUCGGCAAAUCUGCUUCGAGGACGACAAACCGCGAGGCGACAUUAUGGUGGCUUUUAAGCGGGAGAAUACCAUGCGGAGAUUUAUCAAGUUUUGCCGACGGGAGGAGAUUGAGCUCGUGGAAGAGACUUGGAAGAAGAUGGAGCAUCUAUGGGGGACGAUGCAGUCGGAGCGGCUGCCGGCGGGCGAAGAAGAGCCCAGCGCGAGGUUGCAGGAAUAG
Akanthomyces muscarius is the source of this 2310-nucleotide messenger RNA. RefSeq lists its product as uncharacterized. The transcript has 4 exons. Bases 1 to 2310 code for a protein of 769 amino acids. The record is from RefSeq and is a predicted model, not a curated record. NCBI's taxonomy places the organism in Eukaryota, Fungi, Ascomycota, Sordariomycetes, Hypocreales, Cordycipitaceae.